Pyrus x bretschneideri (Chinese white pear) is the source of this 2037-nucleotide messenger RNA. Its product is annotated as putative zinc finger protein At1g68190. Bases 326 to 1729 code for a protein of 467 amino acids. The transcript is spliced from 7 exons. The record is from RefSeq and is a predicted model, not a curated record. Lineage: Eukaryota; Viridiplantae; Streptophyta; Magnoliopsida; Rosales; Rosaceae. Gene Ontology annotation, molecular function: zinc ion binding.
UCUCUCUCUCACUCACCUUUAAUUCCCUGCUCUACGGAAGAGAUUCUCGUUCAAAGAUCAUCUCCCUAGAAAUUCACCGAAAUCGGAAAUCAUUUAGCCGUUGGGUUAACGCAUAAAGAUUCAUUGCCUUGUCUCUCAACCAUCCGCGUCCGAUCCAAAAGCUGAGAAACAUGAAGCUCUGAUCUUAUUAAGAUCUAAUCAGAAAAUCCCAAAUAGUAUAUUUGUUUAUUUACAUGCAAAAAAGAUUGUACAUUUCCUGUUGGUUAUAUCUGACAGAAAUAGGGCUCGGCAGAUUUGGGGUUUCAAAGUUUGGAAGGAUAUUAAAAUGGAGAAAUUUUGUGAGUUCUGCUUGGCAUUGAGGCCGGUUGUGUACUGCAAAGCUGAUGCAGCACUUCUUUGCCUCUCCUGCGAUGCUAAGGUCCAUUCGGCAAACACACUUUUCAACCGGCAUUUGCGCAGUAUCUUGUGUGAUUUGUGUAGACAUUUCCCGGCUUGUAUUCAGUGUUUGGAUCACAAGAUGUUUAUGUGCCGUGCCUGUGACCGUGCUUUGCACACGAUCGCCUCCCAACAUCCAAAAAGGGCAAUCGGCAGUUACACAGAAUUUUCGUACACAGGUUCCCCGUCUGCUGAGGACUUUGCAGCAUUGUGGGGUUUCAAAUUGAACGAGACAGACAAUUGUAGUGCACAUUUGGAUUUGAAUGGGACUCUGUCCAAUUCUUGUGGCUCUUCGUGCGACUCAAGUGCGGUAAACUUGGAUAGUCUAGAGCAGUCUUGCUCUCGAGCUGAAGGCCUUCUGGCAGCAAAUUCUCUCACCCGGAUUUCAGGUGCUGAAUCUGAAGCGGGAUCGAGCAGUCAACAAUACAAGAUAUCUCCUGAAGGUCAAGAGAACAAUUUCAUUCUGCACCAGAUUCUAGAUUUGAAAAGGAUUCAGUUUUCUGAGGGAAAUGGCCCUUCGCUGCUGAUACCCGGUAGAGAGCAAAGUGACCUAUCUUCCUCGGUACUUCAGACAUCAAAGAGGCUCGAUGUUCAUCUUGAUCAGCGUUUUCAACAUUCUCAGAAUGCCGGCAUUAAAUUUAAGCAAAGGGACAGUCCAGUUCAGGAACUGAAAGUUGAUCAUUUAUCAUUUCCAUUUUCUCAAAUGGAGCAUAAUAUGCAACCAUCUUCAACUGCUGGACUUCCAUUGCAUACAGAAUCAUUUUGGCAGUGCAGAAGUCCGGUUCAAAGUAAUCAGCUGUGGCCUCAAAAUAUGCAAGACAUAGGGGUUUGUGAAGAACUUGUUUGUCCCGAUGAUUUCAAUAUACCUGACGUUGAUCUGACGUUUCAAAACUUCGAUGAACUAUUCGGAGGUGAUCAAGAUCCUAUCACAGCAGUGCUUCAUGAUAAAGAUGUGUCAUACUCGUCAGUGGAGAAGGGCAUAUCCCUUGAUAAGCAGAUAAUGGCAAUGAACAUGAUGCAUCAGAGGCUUCGUCUGUUUUCAUUAAUCCGUCUGCUCACUUGGACAACGAUAAGGCUUGUAACAAACCUGAAAACCAGUCAAGAAAACAUGGAUUCUCCAUGUCCUAUUCAACCGUGUUCUUCAACUCAGUCGUUCUGCAUUUCAAGGCUCAGCACCGAAAGCAGUGGGAAUGAUUGUCAUAACAGCGAGAUUUCCCCCAUCACCGGAGGGGAGCGCUCAAGCAGCAUGAAAGCAAAAGGAGGAGGAACAAAGAUUGGAAGCAUUCCCGACUAGUAAAAAAUCGAUAUCCAUCUUGAAAAUCUACGCCUGACUUAAGAAGGCGGGCAAAAGGUAGAGUUGCGAGGAGAGAAGACUCUGAUUUGGACGCGAAUAACGUGACUUCUGAUGAGAAGAAGAAGCUGAUUAAACUUCUGCAUUGGAUGCGUCUUGUUCUUGUACAUAUACCUGUACAGCUUGAUUUUCUGGUUCAAAAAUACUUCACUUUUCAUGCUUCGUUUAAAAUUUUUUAUUUCGUCUCACAUUACGGUACACAAUAAAAAAAUUUACUUCAGUUAAUGCCAUAUGAUUUCCUUGUUGGUAAA